AUGGCCCCCAACAGCACCCCUCCCCCGUCCGGCGUCUACGUUCCCGCUGUCCUCUUCUUCGACGAGAACGAGGAUCUCGAUGUUCCCGCCAUCAAAGCGCACGUCCUGAGAUUGGCGAAGGGAGGCGUGACCGGGAUCCUCGUCCAGGGCAGCAACGGCGAGGCACAGCACCUCUCCCAUGACGAGCGGAAGGAGGCGAUCCGGCUGACGAGGCAGACGCUCAAUGAGAACGGCUUCGAGCAGGUCGUGAUCAUAGCAGGCACGGGCGCGCAGUCAACCCGCGAGACCAAGAAGCUCUGCGCGGACGCAGCGGAGGCGGGCGCAGCCUACUGCCUAGUGCUCACACCAGGCGUGUGGCCCGGCCAGAUGACGCCCGCCAAUAUUCUCAAAUUCCACCGCGACGUCGCCGACGCGUCCCCGAUCCCCACUAUGGUGUACAACUUCCCCGUGGUCACCGCAGGCCUUAACCUUGAUUCCGACAUCAUCGGCGAGCUCGCGCAGCACCCGAACAUCGUCGGCACCAAGCUGUCCUGUGGGACCAUCGGCAAGCUGCACCGCCUGACGUCCACCGUACCCGCCUCGAAGUUUGCCACCUUCCCAGGCGUGUCCGACGUCUUCCUCCAGGGCCUCGUGUCCGGGAGCGCAGGCCUUAUCGGCGCGCUCCCGAACGUCGCGCCCAAGGCGCAUAUGGAGGUGUACCGGCUGUACAAGGCGGGUAAGCUCCAGGAGGCGGAGAAGAUUCAGGCACUGCUGGGGCAGGCCGAUUGGGAGCUGGGAAAACUGGGUAGUAUCGGGGGAAUCAAGGCGGUGGUAUCAAAGAGCUUUGGGUACGGCAACACCAACGUGCGCGGCCCACUCAGUGCUGCUGCAGUCACGCCGUCGAGUACCCUGAAGUUGGAGGAGCUCAUCACAUUUGAGAAGUCCCUGUAG
Molecule: messenger RNA, 930 nt
Organism: Postia placenta MAD-698-R-SB12
Lineage: Eukaryota; Fungi; Basidiomycota; Agaricomycetes; Polyporales; Adustoporiaceae
Exons: 3
Coding region: 1-930 (309 amino acids)
Molecular function (GO): 4-hydroxy-tetrahydrodipicolinate synthase activity
Source: RefSeq, a predicted model, not a curated record